Molecule: messenger RNA, 765 nt
Organism: Rotaria sordida
Lineage: Eukaryota; Metazoa; Rotifera; Eurotatoria; Philodinida; Philodinidae
Source: the annotation of a GenBank genome assembly
AUGAUUUCUUCAGAAAUUUUAUCUGGAUUUAAUGUUGAUGGUGAUUGUAAAAAAUCAAUUUUCAUUGAAAAUAAAAGUAAACAAAUGGAUUCAAAUCAAUCAUUAAAACGAAUGAAAACUAUUGAUACGAAUAUUCAUAUGAUAAAACAUUCAGCUGAAGAAUUUUUCUUUCAAUCACAUCCUUUUAGUGAUUUAAUACUUGUUGUUCAAGAUAAAGAAUUAUAUGUUGAUAAAAGUGUAUUAGCUGCUGGAUCAAAAAUUUUUCACUCGUAUUUUCAAGAUGAAAAUAUUGAUUCAAUUGAAAUUCUUGAUGUAUCACCUAAUGAAAUGAUUGAAUUACUUCAAUUUUUAUAUCCACAAUUUCGAUGUACAAUUAAUAAUGAUAAUGUGACGAUAUUACUCAUUCUUGCCCAUCGUUUUGAAUUAAAUUUUAUUUCGUCAGCAUGUCGAACAUUUAUAUUACUUUAUUUAUCAAAACUUGAAUAUAUAAAUAUGUAUCCAAAUGGUGGUGAAUUUAUUGAACAAGAUGAUGGAAUACGUUUAUCAAUUUCAUCGAUUCUUGAUAUUUUAUGUAUCUGGUUUCGUGAAUUUUUACUUAUUGAUGAUAGAAUUGCUUGUGAAGUUAUUCUAAAUAAAUUAUCUCAAUGUAGUAUUUCAAGUAUUCUUGCAUCGAAUGGUUUUAUGGAUUUAGAAGAAAAAAUGAAAUGGAAAAUUUUUCAAGCAAGAGCAAAAUAUUUAGAAAAUGAACGAUUAUCGACAUUUUAA